Dromaius novaehollandiae (emu) is the source of this 3231-nucleotide messenger RNA. It is a transcript of the gene FBXO34, whose product is annotated as F-box protein 34. The transcript is spliced from 4 exons. Gene Ontology annotation, molecular function: protein binding. The record is from RefSeq and is a predicted model, not a curated record. The coding region runs from base 341 to 2602 and encodes 753 amino acids. NCBI's taxonomy places the organism in Eukaryota, Metazoa, Chordata, Aves, Casuariiformes, Dromaiidae.
GAUUGGCGCGGCCGCCGCGGCCCCUCCCGCCGCCGCCGCCGCCGCUCGGCGCAGGGGGGGGGAUCCGGCCGCGCCGCCGAGCCCGCGCAGGCGGCUCCGCGCAGCUCCGCGCCGCCGGGACGCCGCCUCCGCGCCGCACCGGAAAUGCCGUUCUCGUGAGUGUGCAAGAAACCUGCAGAACUGUAAUGUCUAACCCUACAUGGAGUAACAACUCUUGGAAGUUCCUAGGCGGCAGAGCCCCGGCGGCGCUCCGGGGCACGGCGAGCCGAUGAGGGCGCCUCGGGCCCGCGGCGGCAUGGACCGGCAGUGACGGCGUGCCUUAGCGGGAGCGCUGGUGACGAUGAGGAGUUCCUGCAGAGCUGGCCUCCACAGGGAACCGCUCGGCGCCACGGCUUCGCCCUUCCUCCAAGUCAAACGGGUUUCUGGUAUGCACUUAAAGCCAUAUCUCAAGUUACAGAAGAAAGAGCGAUCUCCAGAAAUAAGCCAGGAUUCCCUGCGAGGUCCACCUAUGAGCCAUCAACGAGCAACACAAGAAGAAAAAUAUACUAACAACUGCACAAAACUGAGCGUUUUCCCAAAACCCUCCCUCGUGACUCCAUCUCGAAAGCCUCUGGGAAUUAUUUAUCCGAAUACUAUGUGCAAUAUGAAUGGGAAAGCUCCGGCAGAUGGUCUGAGUGCAAGGGAAAAGAAGAACGCCCUGUCUGCAACGAUCCACCAGGGAGAAGAAGGGGAAGGCCCUCUGGAUGUCUGGGCUGUAGUGAAGCCUGGCAAUACCAAGGAGAAAAUUGCUUUCUUUGCAGCCCAGCAGUGCGGCAGCAGCAGCCGGUUAGGCUCCAUGAAAAUUAAAAGCACGUGGGAUAUCGACGGAAGAGCAGCUAAGCGAAGGAAAAAAUCGGUAGAUCUUAAAAAAGCCAGGAUUCAGUUGGAAAGAAUGAGGGAGGCGAAUGCGAGGUGCUCCCCGCCGGAGCCGUUCGCCUGCGGCAUUGAGCACUGCUCCGUGCAUUGCGUUAACGACAACGGCGAGGGCGUGUUCCCGGGCCGAUCGCUCUCCGUCAUCGAGAUGGUGGCGUUUCUGGAGCAGCGAGCAAACGCUUUACUGGUGGACUGCGCUAAAACCUGCCCGUCCGCUUCUACCACGAGGCCGAGCGCUCAGCUGAAAGGCGCGCUUCCCAGCUCGGACCCCUUCUCUUUGGGGGGGGCGUGCGAGGUCCACCCUGAGAAAGGGACUUGCGGCAGCAGCGAGCAGCAGCAGAGCGAGCCCGUGCGCGUGCUGGACAUGGUGGCCAAGCUGGAGUCGGAGUGCCUGCGGCGCCAGAGCGAGCGCGAGGCCGGGAGCCUCUCGCGGAACAACAGCUUCCGCAGAAACGUCGGCCGGGUGCUGCUGGCCAACGGCACCCAGGCCGAGAGCGAGGUUGGGAAGGAGUCUUCUGAGGCCCUUGGUCCGGGCGAAAGUUUGGAAGAUGCCGGGGUAGCAGAGGCUGGGUACAGAGGGAAGUGUGGCCCUUUGGGUGACGCUGAGCUAUGGGAAGGCGCCGCCUCUGCUCGGCAGCCUUUUCCUUCUGGGCUGGAUACUCAUGUGGGGAAUGGGAAUUCGGGACUUGCUCACGCCGUGUUGGCGAUAACCGCUGGCAGGAGCGAUUCAGAAAUGCGAAUCGAGCCUCCUCGCGCUCUCCCGUCUGCGUGCCUGGCUGCUGCCAGGUUGCCGCCGGGUUCCUUGCAGAGCAAGAACGCGACCGUUGAUUGUGCAUCGAAUGAGCCUGUGACUCUUCCCAAGCAGCACCUGCAUCCUGCUAGGAAGGAGUCCUUAUGCAUCAGUAUAUCAGUCACCAAGACUGAGAAGGGGUGCAGGAAAGAUAAGCUUUUGAACUCCAGUUCUGGUGAAGAUCCACUCCCGGGGAGGUUGUUUUUUCUCCAGUCCGACCAGUCUGCUGCUCAAGAGCAACAGCCACUAAGGGAAAGUACCCAAGAAAAGCCAGGAGAAGUAGCCCCAAAUGAGGAUGCUCUGGAAUCUGAGAAAUCCUGUGUCAGGAACAGUGUCUCUGCAGAGCCAUUUGCUCUUUCUGUUCCUCCCACAGAAGGUGCUUUGCAAGUACUUGAUGCUUCCUGCUUAAAAAGGCAGGUCUCGCAUGACUUUUUGGAGACCAGGUUUAAAAUCCAGCAGCUUUUGGAGCCUCAGCAGUAUAUGGCCUUCCUGCCUCACCACAUCAUAGUGAAGAUCUUUGGAUUGCUUCCUACUAGGAGUCUGGUUGCUCUAAAAUGUACUUGCUACUACUUCAAAUUUAUCAUUGAAUACUACAACAUAAGGCCGGCAGAUUCCCGCUGGGUCCGCGAUCCCCGCUACCGAGAGGAUCCUUGCAAACAGUGCAAGAAGAAGUACGUGAAAGGGGAUGUAUCGCUGUGCCGGUGGCAUCCUAAACCAUACUGUCAAGCUUUACCGUAUGGGCCUGGGUACUGGAUGUGCUGUCACAGGUCUCAGAAGGGCAUCCCCGGCUGUAAGCUAGGUCUUCAUGACAAUCAUUGGGUUCCUGCCUGCCACAGCUUCAACCGCGCUAUUCAUAAGAAAGCCAGAGGAGCGGGAGCUGAAGCGGAAGAGGAAUACUAGUGCACAUACACUUUUCCUGCAAGAUUGUUUGGGGUAGGAAGAAAUUCUCAUGCCUUGUGCUGUUUACAGUGUAUAUAAUUGUCGUGUUUUUCACAGGGCUAUGAAACUGCACAUACUUAAACACAAGAGCCUUUACCUUUUAGAUUAAAGAUAGCUUUUAGUCCAUCUAUGUAAAUAACACUAUAAAAACUAAUUGUACAUACAGAGUCUACAGCUGGCUGAGCAAUGUAAUCACUACAAUGCAGCUAUGAUAGUGUUGCGGCUAUAGUUGUGCGUGUUUUUAAGUGUCUUGUUUCAAAAAUCUGUAUAUCCUGUAUAAUAUAUGAAUGUUUCUGAGAAGAAACUCUAAAUAGGUAAAGGUCAACUUGUUUAAAGAAUCUUCAAACAAUUUAACUGGACAACCUUAAAAUUAGACUAGAACAGAUACAUUAUAGUAGUGCAGCAGUGGAUAAAAAGAGAGGAAUAUUAUUGUAUAGUCAGAAUAUAAAAAGUUCUUGUCUUCCUUAUCCAUGUUGUCUGGUUAUUUUUUUUUUACUGUAAUAAAAUGUGCAUUCUAGAUCUGCCUUAUCUGACUUUCUUGUAAAACAUUUUUUGCCCCAAAAUAAAAAUACUGUAAAAUGAGGCAUAAA